AUGCGCGCAACUCAACUUGCCCUCCUUACCCUUGCCGCUUCUGCAAAGCUGGCCACCUGCUUCAAGAUUCCCGAGGGAACCACGGACGGGGUUUAUAAGGCCUAUAUCAACGAGAACGGUGUUGAAGUUCACGAGCCUCUCCUCCCAGAGGACAUCGUCCCAGUGACAGACUCCGAACAACUCGAACCAGCCCAUUUCGACAUGGCAAUGGCAGCAGACCCUAGUUUCAGUGCUUGGUGGUGCGGCUGUGGUAUAACCAUGAAUCAUGGUGACUGCGACGCGGCGGUGCAGGCCCUGAAGAACCAGUUCGGCUCGGGAACGGUUCAGAUAGGAGCAAAUCUGGCGUGGUAUUCGAUCAGCGGCAGCGUGGUGGCAUUCGCCUGCAACAAAGUUAAUGCAAGAGCGGAGGCCAGCGCGGAUCGUCUCACUAGGAGCCUCCAAAGUAUCACAGAUAGGUGUGGCUGGUACGUUCCGGGGACCACGAGAGGCACUCUGGGUGUCUCGACUCUGGAGAUAAGUAUGGGCCAGGCCAUCCUGGGAGAUAUUGCUGGCCAAGCAUUAGUGUUAACAUAA
Messenger RNA from Aspergillus udagawae, 573 nucleotides. RefSeq lists its product as uncharacterized. The transcript is spliced from 3 exons. The coding region runs from base 1 to 573 and encodes 190 amino acids. Lineage: Eukaryota; Fungi; Ascomycota; Eurotiomycetes; Eurotiales; Aspergillaceae. The record is from RefSeq and is a predicted model, not a curated record.